This is a messenger RNA of Dicentrarchus labrax (European seabass), 1647 nucleotides long. RefSeq names its product SET domain containing 6, protein lysine methyltransferase (gene setd6). Gene Ontology annotation, biological process: peptidyl-lysine monomethylation. Gene Ontology annotation, cellular component: nucleus. The coding region runs from base 277 to 1527 and encodes 416 amino acids. Lineage: Eukaryota; Metazoa; Chordata; Actinopteri; Moronidae. The record is from RefSeq and is a predicted model, not a curated record. Gene Ontology annotation, molecular function: protein binding; protein-lysine N-methyltransferase activity. The transcript has 9 exons.
UGUGUGUGUGUGUGUGUGUACACAAGCUAACGUUUAACUGUAGCCACAGGCAGCUUCGUGCGUGUGGUUUCAUCCUGUGCUGUCUGUGUGUAACAGUAUGUGUGCUAAAGUUAGGGACAAUCUACUGAAGCUAGCCAGCUGAAGUUAGUAACGCAGGUAGCUGGUGGUUCAGAGCUCAGUCCCCUGCAGGACUUUCUACAGUGGUGCGACAGAGUCUGCUUGGUACUCAGCAGUAAGGUGUGUGUGAGUAAAGAGGGAACAGUGGCUGAGUAUGGGAUGCUGGCAAAGGACAACAUAGAGGAGGGGGAGGUUUUAUUCACCAUCCCCAGAUCAGCUCUUCUCCACCAGGGAACAACCAAGAUCUCAGCCCUGCUGGAGAAAGAGAGGGCUUCUCUAGAGAGCCCGUCUGGCUGGGUUCCCCUUCUGCUGGCUCUGCUGUAUGAGUAUACGUCCUCACAGUCCCACUGGAAACCCUACCUCUCCCUGUGGACCGACUUCAAGGCACUGGACCACCCCAUGUUUUGGUCUAAAGAGGAGAGAGACAGACUGUUGAGGGGAACAGGUAUUCCAGAGGCUGUGGACACAGACCUGGCUAACAUCCAGAGGGAAUACACAGACGUGGUUCUUCCCUUCAUUACCAAGCAUCCCGACCUCUGGAACCCUGACACACACACUCUGGAGCUGUACAAACAGCUGGUGGCCUUUGUCAUGGCUUACAGUUUCCAGGAGCCACAGGAAGAGGAGGACGAUGAAGAGGAAGAGGAGGAGGGGGAGAAGGCUGCCAACCCACCGAUGAUGGUUCCUAUGGCAGACAUGCUUAAUCACGUGUCCAAUCACAAUGCUAAUCUGGAGUUUACACCAGACAGUUUGAAGAUGGUUUGCGUGCGCCCCAUUCAUAAAGGCGAGGAGGUAUUUAACACCUACGGGCAGAUGGCCAACUGGCAGCUGCUGCAUAUGUACGGUUUCACAGAGCCGUAUCAAAGCAACAGCAACGACACCGCUGACAUCCCCAUCACCAACCUCUACAAAGCCGCCACACAAGGUAUUCAGUCUGAUUCGGACCGGCAGCUGUUGGACGAGCAGUGGGAGAUGCUGUGUGAGAUGAUGCAAGAGAAAGCAGCCUUUGUCUUUGGCAAACAGGGCUGCCUUACAGACACAGAGCUGCAUACUGUGCUCAAGGUGCUGUGCAUGUCUAAGGAAGAGUUCGCAGAGUUCAACGAUAAUGAAGGAUGGGAGGAAGAUGAAGAGGAAGACGAGAAGAUCUCCCUUGCUUUCUCUAACGAGGGUCUCCCUGGGUUAAAGGCUUCAUGGAAAGGACUGAUUCACGAAGCAGCCCGUCUGACUGUGAGGUCCUAUGGAGACGAUCAGGAGGGGAAGAGGGAGGGAGGGGAUGUGGACAGAGACAAGGCGCUGAUAGAGAACAUGGUGGCACUUGCAGGACUGAACAGCAGGCGGCAGAAUGCACUGCAGGUACGCUACGGACAGAAAAGCAUCCUGCACAGACUGAUGGCGCUCACUCAGUCGUGAGUUCAGCUGCAGCAGUGAGCGGGACCACAGGCGGAGUUUGUUUUUUUUAUCUCAAGGGGGAAAACUAAAAUGUCUCCCUCAGAAUACACAGUCAAUAAAUGUUUUUUUCCUGAAAACUGA